This is a messenger RNA of Charadrius vociferus (killdeer), 717 nucleotides long. RefSeq names its product coiled-coil domain containing 126 (gene CCDC126). The transcript has 3 exons. The coding region runs from base 298 to 717 and encodes 139 amino acids. Lineage: Eukaryota; Metazoa; Chordata; Aves; Charadriiformes; Charadriidae. The record is from RefSeq and is a predicted model, not a curated record.
CAGAGCUCCCUGAAGAUGUCUGGCUCAUAUUGCUUCAAACUGUCUGGACAUUCGCUGUUUAACUGCUGAAGCUUUCCUACCAUUUGUUUUUCUCCUGAAGUCUUAAUCUGUUGAGGGAUGAGAAUCGACUGCUAUGGAAUCAAGACCAACUAAAACAUGAGAAGAUGUAUUCAAGAUGAUCCAGCCAGAAGAUUUUUCACUUCAUAGAAAUGUUUGUUUAAUAUGUAAUAUAAUUUGACAAAGCCAAGUUCAAUUACUUCUCUUGAAAUUAAGACGCACCUGUGGCCUUCAUCAGAAAUGUUUCUAACAUUUUCAAGAAAAAAUAUGUCCCAGAAACUGAGUAUGUUUUUAUUAGUUUUUGGAAUCAUUUGGGGUUUGAUGUUGCUGCGUUACACUUUUCAGUAUCCAAGACGCCAAAGCAGUGCCGAGUUGCGUGGACAGAUACUAGAUCUCAGUAAAAGAUAUGUCAAAGCACUGGCAGAAGAAAAUAAAAAUCUAAUGAAUGGUGGCGGUGGAGCCUCUAUGGCAGGAUAUGCUGAUCUUAAGAGAACAAUUGCUGUUCUUCUGGAUGACAUCUUACAACGCCUCGUGAAAUUGGAAAACAAAGUUGAUUACAUUGUUGUGAAUGGCUCAGCAACAAAUACUACUAAUGGAACUAGCAAUCAGGUGCCAAUAACUUCAAAUAAACGUGUAAAACCAGCAAGCAACAUUAGAUAG